Cryptomeria japonica (Japanese cedar) is the source of this 1570-nucleotide messenger RNA. RefSeq names its product IAA-amino acid hydrolase ILR1-like 5. The transcript has 5 exons. Gene Ontology annotation, biological process: auxin metabolic process. The record is from RefSeq and is a predicted model, not a curated record. Bases 187 to 1470 code for a protein of 427 amino acids. Gene Ontology annotation, cellular component: endoplasmic reticulum. NCBI's taxonomy places the organism in Eukaryota, Viridiplantae, Streptophyta, Pinopsida, Cupressales, Cupressaceae. Gene Ontology annotation, molecular function: IAA-Ala conjugate hydrolase activity.
UCAGAGAAUAAAAUUAUAGAAGAUUUUUGACGUUUAGAAUAAGGAUAGUUUACAGGCCAAUAAACCUUGUCUGAGUUAAUAUAUAGGGUAGUGGAAGUGGCUAUAAAUUGUUGUUUAUCAACUAUGAAAUUCCAUCUGUAGUCUCUGCAAGUAUUUAUUCAUCAAAACUAAAGUAAUCAAGCAAAUAUGGCUGCUUUCUCUUUGAUCAGUAUGUGUACAGUUUCUCUAGUAUUGUUGCAGGUUUUUGCAUUGGGAUUGCCAGCCCAUAAUCUCGAAACAAUGGAAAUUUAUGCUAGUGAGCUCAUGGAUGCUGCCAAGAGUGAUAUUGAAUGGUUAAAAUCCAUAAGAAGAAGUAUUCAUGAGUACCCAGAACUCCUUUUUCAGGAAUACAACACAAGUGCUCUUAUCAGAAGAGAGCUUGAUAACAUUGGGGUAUCGUACAAAUGGCCUUAUGCAAAGACUGGUGUGGUGGCCCAGAUAGGCUCCGGAUCGCCUGCUGUUGUUGCUCUCAGGGCUGAUAUGGAUGCUCUGCCUUUGCAAGAGCUAGUGGAGUGGGAACACAAGAGUAAAAUUGCAGGAAGAAUGCAUGCAUGUGGGCAUGAUGCACAUGUCACUAUGCUACUUGGGGCUGCUAAAUUGCUUAACCAAAGGAAAGACAAACUCAAGGGCACGGUGAGACUUAUAUUCCAACCUGCAGAAGAAGGGGGGGCAGGUGCAGAACUUAUGAUCAAAGAAGGUGCACUUGCAGAUGCUGAGGCUAUAUUUGGAAUGCAUGUUGAUUAUUCAUUGCCAACUGGCACCAUUUCCUCAAGACCAGGGCCAGUAUGUGCUGCUGGAGCUACAUUUGAGGUAACAAUAGAUGGGAAAGGUGGGCAUGCAGCAUUUCCACACAUGAAUACGGACCCAAUUGUUGCUACAUCAUUUAUAAUUUUGAGUUUGCAGGGGAUUAUUUCUCGAGAAACAGAUCCCCUUCACAGCCAGGUGCUAUCAAUUGGAUUUAUCAAUGGUGGAGAAGGGUAUAAUGUCAUUCCAGGAAGAGUUCAAUUUGGAGGCACUUUGCGGAGCUUAACAACAAAAGAUCUCAUCAAUCUUAAGAAAAGAGUGAAGGAGGUAAUAGAAAGUCAAGCUGCUGUGCAUAGAUGCAUGGCUUCUGUAGAUUUCUUAGAAAAGCAGCACCCAAUGUACCCAGCUGUUGAAAAUGAUGAAAUUUUGCACAAUCACAUAAAGAAGGUUGGUGCAACUUUGCUUAGUUCAAAUAAUGUGAAAAUAUCACAGCAAGUGAUGGCAGGUGAAGAUUUUUCAUUCUAUCAACAGAUUAUACCGGGUUUAAUGUUUACUAUUGGUAUUAGAAAUGAAAAUAUUGGGUCAAUCUAUUCUCCACACUCGCCAUUUUUCUUUUUGGAUGAAGAUGUGCUUCCUAUAGGAGCAACCCUGCAUACUGCAUCUGUUGAAAUGUAUUUUGACAAUUAAAUGGACCGGGUAAAUGGAUGCACUCAUGAAACAAGGCAUACAAAGUAUGCUAGGAAUACAUUAGUUCUCAUUAUUUCAUAUAAUUGAAUUAUUUUCAUGA